Filobasidium floriforme is the source of this 1535-nucleotide messenger RNA. RefSeq names its product putative cap binding protein. Lineage: Eukaryota; Fungi; Basidiomycota; Tremellomycetes; Filobasidiales; Filobasidiaceae. Gene Ontology annotation, biological process: translational initiation. The transcript has 6 exons. Gene Ontology annotation, molecular function: translation initiation factor activity; RNA 7-methylguanosine cap binding. The record is from RefSeq and is a predicted model, not a curated record. Gene Ontology annotation, cellular component: cytoplasm; eukaryotic translation initiation factor 4F complex. Bases 397 to 1248 code for a protein of 283 amino acids.
CCUGGCUGAGUCUGGUCAACACUUACAACUACAACCAAUCUCUGAUACUGAACAUCAUCUCACUUGUCUCUGUACGUCUCAUCGCCCAGAUCCUGCCACGUCUUCCCCACAAGUGACGCGACAGAUUCAGUUGGCGACCGAAAAAAGAUCUUACAGGCUGACCAUCGAGAAAGGACCCCCUUAUUCUCCUCCCCUUCUCUUUGUACCCCCGCACGGUUCUACCUCCUUGAAACUCGGAACUGGGACGAAACACAAAUCAAAGGGGAUAAAAACGGCAUCGAUCUAGACAACUCGUGCAUAUUAUACAGGCCGAAGAUCGAUAUCAUACGAACUAUUCGAUAGAAAGAGAGAGAAAACGGCCACGGAUCCAGCCAUAACACACCACAGAAUCUAAGCAUGUCUUCCGAACCUACCGCCACCGAAUCCGCCGCUGCGCAAUCAAUAGCCGGUCAGCCGCAGUCGACGGAUGAUCUGAAGGUCAAGCAGGACGGCGGGGUCGAGCAGGUCAAGGAGGGAGAGCAGAAGGAAGGUGGUGACAAGACCGUGUUUGAUGAUGCUGGGAACUUUAACGUCAAGCACCCGCUCUUCUCUCAAUGGACCCUCUACUUCUCCUCGCCCCACGUAAAGAACGUCCCCAAGACGCCUAGCACCGCCGCCGCUCCUGCUGGGCAGGCGAGCGGAUGGAUGGAGGAUAUGAGGAAGGUCGCCAAGUUUGAUAGCGUAGAGGAGUUCUGGGGGUUGCACAACAACAUCGUACCGCCUUCGACUCUUGGCCAAAAGGCCGACUACUACCUCUUCAAGGAGGACAUCAUCCCCGCCUGGGAAGAUUCGGCGAACAAGAACGGUGGCAAGUGGAGCGUUCAGCUGCCCAAGGAGAAGACCAAGGCGACGAUCGACCAGAUGUGGUUGUAUACGAUGUUGGCAGCUAUCGGGGAGACUUACGAGACCGACGCCGGAAGCAAGGAUAUGGGCGAGCCCUCAGACGAUCUCGUCACCGGCGUCAUUGUCAACGUCCGACCAGCCUUCUUCCGACUGAACAUCUGGACCCGACAAGCGCCUACCGACCCCAACGAGCCUUCCCCCUUGCUCGAACGCAUCCUCAAGAUCGGUCGACACUUUAAAAAGGACGUGCUCGGGUACGAGCUCGACGCCAAGUUGAUGCAGAGCGGGUACUCUACCGAGGUCGAGUUUAUCAACCACAAGGACGGGGAGAAGAAGUUGAAGGCCAAGAAGAUCGUGCUUAACUGAGAGGCAUGAAUAUCGGAAAGGGCAGCGAUGAGGGACGUAAUGAGGGAGGGCCUUUGUACUUUUGACUUCAGGGAUGAUAAUUCGAUCGGAUACAAUCGAGGUAGCGAAGCGGGUAUGGUAUACGAUACAACAGGUGUUGGGCCAGACUCGAAAGUGCUCCAUUUGAGUGUCAGCUGGCGGAUAUCGAUGCAGGUCCGACGGUGCCGCUCUUCACUUCUUCUCCGAUUUUCUUCUCCUUGUCGGCUUCCGUCACGACAUGGUCUUCCUCUCUGAACCUCGUUCCGAAA